AUAACAUCAAUCAAUUGAACAAGGAUUAUCGCCGUCUCGAGGACCGUGUUCCAGCCAGCGCGUGUCCCACUUGUCAAGGGUCGAUUUUCUGGGUCGAUCCACACCUUCCUUCCUGUCUAUGUCCUGCGGGCUGCGUUCCGACAGCGACUGGCGGGCUCCUCUCCGACGUCGCAUACUCCAGGCCAUCCAUCCAUCCAUACCCGCAUGCUUCGCAGCAGGCCUAGCGCGUCUUUACUUAAAGCUGGUUCUCGCACUCCAGACCCCUCUCCAGACCCCCAGUCCCAAGCCGACAACAACCACAAGGACGGGACCAAGGCAGUCGAGAGUCACAUUAGCGAUAAUACACAAGACAACGCCCACAACGAAACUAGCGGCAAUACGAGCGGCAUCAAUCGUUGGCAGAAGGACGACAGUCCGCAGGAAGGCACCGAGGUAUAUAACAUUGAGACGGGUGGUUUGCUCGACCUUAUGGGUUCCGACCCACAGCAUUGUGAACACCCAAACAAGCCUGCUAGUGGAUUUACCCAUACACGACUGGUUCCUCCACCCCGACAAGUCGCCUGGUGUACGGACGCCCCUCUUCGUUCUCCCCUUUCGCCGUUCCAACUGCCUUCAGGCAUUCUCAGGGCCUCUGGCCCUGUAUUGUGUGCGUGUAGAGCUUCCGCCAAUGACGACUUUCACUUCGACGGCCGGCCCGGCCCGGCCUGCCAAUUCAACCACCGAACAACACCUCCCGCCGUUACGCAACUUCGAACCUCCAGGCAACGGCAGAGUCAUCGUGGCUUGCAACGAAGCCAUCGCGACCUUGGUGGUAGGUUCGAUAACGCCAUCAUCGCCGUUCAGUGUGGCUCGCCCGCGAGCCCGCGCGAGCUUAUUCGACAGCGGUACGUCAAGCCACGGCCCGGCAGCGACUCUCCAAAGUUGCCGCCGACGUUCCAGCGCCCAAAGGUCGGUCGCGUAUGCAUCCAGGCCACAGUUAAAGUGAAGUCAGAUUCGGCUGUUGCUCUACGUUAACGGGUAUUCUUUACUCUGUACCGUAUUAAGAUAUCAAGAUCUGGCACAGGUCAGAGGUGUUCUGUAUUGGGUUUGACGUACUGUGAUAUUACAUAUGUAUCGGGUGAACUGCACUAUACCUUAUAGGGGUUUAAAGCAAUCAUUUAUAUACUCAUCAAUAUAUACUACUACCCGUC
Colletotrichum navitas is the source of this 1190-nucleotide messenger RNA. RefSeq lists its product as uncharacterized. The record is from RefSeq and is a predicted model, not a curated record. The transcript is spliced from 4 exons. Bases 119 to 985 code for a protein of 288 amino acids. NCBI's taxonomy places the organism in Eukaryota, Fungi, Ascomycota, Sordariomycetes, Glomerellales, Glomerellaceae.